UUAAUCGUUGAUGUUGGACUUCUUGUUGUUGGCGCUUGGCAAGUGGCUUAUAGUCUUUUAACUUAUCUGAGGCUGGUAAGAGUGAUCCCUUUUUCUUUUAUAACAGAUAUUCUUAGUAAAGUACAAAAUGGCUCAUUUUUUAGCCAAAGAAUAAAAAACUGGUGUGAUCGUCGUUCGUGUUAAAGUUUUAAACUUAAGCUUUUGUAAGACCCUCGUGUAAGCUUAUGUGACACCAGCUUUAUAUUUAAUCGAUAUUUUCCUCUAAAGUACAGUAGGUUUUAUUCAGAAAUGCUUCUGGUAUUCAUGGUCUUGCUAUUUUGACGGUAAUUUUAUUGGAGCGAUUGUGAAUAAUCUUAGUUGAGAAACUGCUCCCGCAGUCCCUGUGAUGCUCGAUAUACCAAGUCAAUACAGCCGAACCUCCCGUAAGCGACCACCUAAAAUGCAAAGAUUGAGUGGUCGCUUACGGGAGUUGGUCGUUUACAAGAAUCGAACCACAGGGGAUCUCUUACGAGAAGCGGUCCAGGCACAUCUACUUUAUGGAACAUAAUCUGUUGCAUGCAAUGUCUAAGCAUAGUUGUCACUAAAGUUCUUUGUAUAUUAUAAGUAUCAUAGUGAACACAGCAAACAUAGAGAUCAGAGAAUGCAUCAAGUGGUCGCUUACAAGAGGUUAAAAACAAUGGAAAAUCUUCAAUUGUCAGGCCCAAAAAGUGGUCACGGGCGCUUACAGAAGGUGGUCGUUUUACUUUACUAGAGGUUCCAACUGUAAGGCUUUGACUGGGAAAAUUAUGGUGUUUUGGAUUGGUGGUCGCUUAUUGCAGGUGGUUGCUGAUGAAAGGUGGUUGCAUAUGGAGGUUUGACUGUAUAGAGUAUAUUAUGCACUAUGUGUCGAUCUAUCGUGUGAAGUUUAUUGUAUUAUUGUGUAAAGGGCAGGGAUCAUUCUUGUGUUCUUUGUGACGUAACUCAAGACUUGCUAUUCACUUGGUAUAUGGUGCACUAGCCCACAGUCCCACACUCCUGCAGUGGCUGAAAUGUGAAUAUUAAGUGCUUCUACAACUAGUGCUACCGCAGUCCUGCAGUCCCGCACUCCCACAGUCAAUAUCAAGUAACAAGUAGGCUUAUAGGAUACUAGUGCUCCCGCAGUCCCGUAGUCAAUUUCAGGAUUUAUUAUGCAAAUCGGAUGACUGCAAGACUGCAAGAGUAGUUUUUUAAGUUACAGUACUGCUCAAAAGUAAGGUGACAGUCACUCGCAUCUUGAUCUUUGAGACUUAAUGAGACUCAAUUCUUGAUUCUCGAAACCUUGGAGAAUCGAGUUUUGAGUCGCGAGAAUCGAUUCUUGAGUUUCGAGAAUCGAGAGUCGAGUCAAGAAAUAAUGAGCUUGUCACUUGACUGAUCUCUUGAGGAACUAAUUCGUCAAACAGACCGCAGUCUGUUACUGCGGACUGCAAUAAAUGGCUUUUGCAAUCCUUGCUACUCCUGUGAUGAAGCAAAAUUUGCGCUUUUGAAACGUAUCCGUGCACAAAGGAUGAGUUGAAUGGCUGACAAAAUUACCCGCUUGUACUGCGCUUUUGAAACAAAAAAGUAACAUUUUGGUUGUCGGCCCUGGCUAAAAAUUACCGCCGAGUGAGUUUCAAGUCUCGAGCCGAGACUGUCAAAUUGCUUUUGAGCGGUACUGUAGAAUGAUGUUAAGUGGCCAGGUUUUCUGAAAUCUAGCCAAUUUAUUAUGUUUAUUUUUAAGGAAGUGAUGAAGUACCGAAGCACACGAGGAAAGGUAGAAGCCACAUCAUUUGAAGAUGUGCUUUUCAGCGGUUAUGCCAGUGAUGGUGGAUUGUUUAUGCCGGAGAGUAUUCCAGUUGUUGAUAAGGCCAUCCUGGAGAAGUGGAGAGGACUUUCAUAUUUGGAGCUAACUAAGGAGGUGAUGUCCCUGUUUAUUCCUUCUGAGGAAAUCAGUACUGAAGACUUGAAUGGUAAGCUUCUUUUUUGAGGAAAAUUCAGGGUGCAAAGAAAGUCAAUUUUACAGCCUGCUAUUCGGGCAAGCUGUAGCUAGCAUGUACUAGCCCACGAGUCAUUUCAACUAGCCUAAAAACCCUUUCUGAUUAGCAGGAUUGAUUACAAUCCUUCUGUAAUUUGAAUUUCCCCAAAAAAGAGCACUUGCCUGUCGGGCAAGUUAAGAACAAAAAUCACUAGCCCAAUAGCAAAAUCCACUAGCCCCGGGCUGUCAGACACCACUUUCUUUGCAUGUUGAAAAUCUGAUCAUUAUGAGAUUCUGAGAAACUUUCUGACCUACCCCUCCCCUAACCAAAUGUUGACACUUAAAUUCUUUCUUAGGACAAAAUGUUGUGUUAGGGGAUGGGUAGGUGGACAGUUCCCUUAAGGAAAUCUUAAACUGAUCCAAACCAAGAAUGGUUAAAAUCUGUAAAACAGCUGCCUUUAAGGUGCUCUUGUCUGUUGCCUGAGAAAACAACCAAUAUUUUGCAAUGCGUUCACUGUUUUCCUCAUGAAAUGAUGUCUGAGGAAUGAGCGCACAAAUUCCAUACUGAUGACUUGUCACUACCCAGAUCUGGGUAGUGCGUCCGAUUGGAUGAGGGAAAUUUUCAGACGAUUAGAAGCACUACCCUGAUCCGGUUAAAGAUGGUCAUCAGUGUGGAGUUUCUGCGCUCAUUACUCAGACAUCAUUUCACAGGGAAACCAGUAAUUGUGUUAAAAAGCUGUUGUCUCAGGCUAUUAAGCUCUUGCUACUUAGUUUUGAGUCCUAAUGUACUCCUAGGAGGGUAAUAAUAAUGAUAAUAAUAAUAAUAAUAAUAAUAAUAAUAAUAAUAAUAAUAGUAGUAAUUUAUAUAGCACUAUUCAGCUACUCUUUCAUAGUGCUUAGUCAGGGUGAUUAGUCAGGGUGCAAAGAAAGUCUUGGACAAAUGUUGGAUUGCGGUUGCUGCAAGCAACAUUCACAUGAAAACGAGUCAAGAACAGAAAUAAGAUGCGAACCAUUCAUUCGAGCUGUUUUCAUCUUAGAUAAGAUAUGCUCGUAUAAAUGGUACAGUUUGUAUCUUAUUUAAGACGUGUCUUAUUUUUGCUUGUGUAAAUGGUCCUGUUGUAACAAGCCUGAAAAAUGUUUUUAAUGAGCAGGAUUGAUUACUGUUUUUCUGUGAUUUGAACUCCAUGUUAAGAACAUAAUUCAGUAGCCUGAUAGCAAAAUCUACUAGCCUAAGGUGGGGUUUAAACGUCGAAUUUCACAUGUGCCGAACUUAAUGUGAGAGUUAAAUGCAUGACUUUUUAAAUUAAAUACGACGUUUGCCGUAUGUGCGACUGAAACAUUCGAAGAUUUGACUUCAGUUUGACUUUUGACUUAAACGUCGUAUUUUACAUGUGCCGAACUUAAUGCAUGAAUUUUGGUAAGUUAUUUUAUUACUGGGAAUAUUAACUGCGAGCAGAGUUAUGACAGAGUUCAGAGAGUUAAAUUUGAUGUUUCAAUCAAAUGCCGUAUUUAACUAUUUUAGUCCACUAAAAUAGGAAUUAAGUUUGGCACAUGUGAAAUUCGACGUUUGAACUGGGCCUUAGGCCAUCAGACAUGCCUUUCUUUGCAUGCUGAUAAUACUGUUGUAUGAUGGGUUACCUCUUAGAGUAGGCACAAGUUAUGUAAGCCCAGAGGUGUGCAAAAUAAAUUAUUAAACUAGCAACAUGAGCAAGUGCACUUGGUUACAGUUCUUAUCCUUAACAACAACAAUGGCAUUUAGAUUUGUACUGCAAGUUGCACAAAUAAGAAAUACAGCAUAUGGAAUUAAAAAUAACAAACAGUAAUGGAACACCAAGAAUAACUACACCUGUACAAAGCUAAUCUAGGUGGUGACAAUUAUUUAUGAAAUCCCAAAACUGUGAAAGAGCAAAGCAUAUUUCCUUGGUUGAUCAUUUUAUUAGAUCUCAUAACAUUUUCCUUGAUGCUGUAUUGAUUUUGUUAGGAGAAAAUUGAUGUUAGUCACUCUUUGGAGUUAAAGGGUUAGUGAAUAAGCACCUUAAAUCUAUACUUCUAUCCAUGGCAUGUGCAUGCCUAUAGCUGAUAGCUCAUUAUGAUAUAGCUGUGCUAUCUAUAUAUCUCAUGUUGUUGUUUGCAGACUUGAUCAACAAAGCAUUCUCAGAAUUUGGACACAGAGACCUUCUUUCCAUAGCAAAAGUCAACAAUUUUCAUGUGCUGGAACUAUUUCAUGGCAAAACUCUUGCAUUUAAAGACUAUGCUCUUGUCAGUGUUGGCAUGUUCAUGGAUUUUUUUCUGAAGAAAAAGAAGAAGAACACAAUUGUUCUUGUGGGAACUUCUGGAGACACUGGUAGUGCAGCCAUAGAAAGUGUACGCAGAUCAGAAUGGAUCGACAUCAUUGUGCUGUUUCCUAAAGGACGUGCCAAUCAGAUGCAAGAGCUACAGAUGACAACAGUAACGGAUUCGAAUGUUCAUGUGUUUAGCACAGAGGGGACGUCAGAUGAUCUCGAUAAACCAAUAAAAAAUUGUUUUUCUGAUCAUGAAUAUGCAGAGACCAAUCAUCUAUCUUCAAUUAAUUCAAUAAACUGGUGUCGUAUUAUGGCACAGCUUGUGCAUAUUUUCUAUGCUUACUUUCAAGUCUGUCAAGAAGUCGGAGACACUGUGAAGUUCAUUAUACCAACAGGGGCCCUUGGACAUUGUACAGGUAAAUAACUCUUUUAAUGUAGUGCAAUUCAGGGAUGUCGCUAAGGCCCAAUUCAAAUGUCAAUAUUUCAUGUAACGAACCUAAUCUCCUCAACUGAGUACAUGCAAAGAUCGAUGUUUGAAUGAAUAAAGUCCAAUUAACAUAUCUAAUUUGGAUCAACCCAUGAAUUAAUUCUAGUAAACAAAAAGUUUGACGUUUGAACUGGGCCUAAAAGCUGGCUGUUGGCUGAUUUCACGUGCUGAAAAAGACCUUACCACCGGCUCAAAUUGUUCUUGCAAACAAAGACAUUGCAAGGCUUGGAAAAGAGUCCUGUCUGCUAGUCUGGGACAAGUAGAUUUUCUUGCUGGGCAGGUACUGUGUGGCACAAAAUUGUUGCGGGAUUGGCAAUUUUUUUAGGUUUUGCAGGAACUAAUUUGUUUGAUUAGGCCAGAUUAGUUUUUCUUGCUGGGAAUUAAGUUUUUCGAUUUUCAGAAAGACGGUAUGCGUACCUUAUGUAAAACCAGUAAUUCACUCUAUACCGUUUUGCUUGCGAAUGAAAGAGGCAAGUUGUAAUUAGUACUUUAUUUUUGUGUAGUGAAUUUAAGUGAGAGAAUAUUUACUCUGGAGUAGUUUUCUGCGGGAAAAAUGUUUUUGCGGUAACUUUUAUUUGCAGGAGCUUAUUUUCGCUGGAAAAAUCACGAAAAUUAGAACCCGCAAAAAUAAUUUUGUGCCACACGGUAACUUUUGAAGCUCCCUGGCCCGGUGCACAAGGGGCCAGGCAAGUCAUUCUCUAAUAAAAUUAAACAUGUACUAAAACAAGGAAAGAGUGGCCCCAGGCAAGCGAAAUGUGAGAGUUGCUUCCCCAAAGGACAAGCUGGAAUUAAAGGGUUUUUUUGAGCCCUGUAUGGGGUAAUAGGGAGCUUUAGCACCAAUGACGGCAACGGCAGCCAAAACAUCACUUGUAAAACGAAUCCUUGCUUUUUCAAACUUUGUCGCGUCUGUUCCAAUUCACUGAAAAUGUCAAAUGAAGGCGAAUUUUCCUAGAGUUGAUUUUGUAGGGGACAGUACUCAAGUUUAAAAAGAGAAAGAAAAAUUUUGUUGGCGCUUGUUUACGUCUUUCAUAAAAAUGUGAAAUUAGGUAUUUUUAUGUCAUAGUUGUGCGGUGACAGCAACGAAAUGUACAGGAAAGUGUGAUGCAUGUGCAAAGUUGUUGUUUUGCUUAAAAAGGCUAUUGCUUUUUUGCUGUUUUCAUUGCCGUCACCCUCAUCAUUGCUAAAGCUCCUUAUUUUCGAAGGUGCAGUUGAGCAAAAGGCUGGCUUGACUCUGCCUCAUCCCCAGUCACUUGCGAUCACUUUUUGGGCAAUAUUUGAAUUAAUUAUUAUUUAUUAUUAUCACUCCCUGCUCAUUCUGUUCAUCCCCCUCUCAUGCUUCUCGCUUGUCUCUGGCUCUUGCGUGUUCCCCACUGAGCCUUGGGAAAGCUUGUCGAGGAGACAGGGCUUGACUAAUAACAAAGCCUGCUUAGCUUUUCCUAAGCUACAUCCCUAUUAUGAAUUCAUAUAACGUAGUUUGACUAACUCUUAGGCCGGUUAAUGAAAAUCCUAUGGUGUGACCAAUCUAACAAAACCUCUUCAGCAGUGCUUUGACAUGGUGCUUCUUAGAUUUCUAAUCAGUAUUUUGCAAAUCAUAAUUUUUUUACUCCUCCUGAUUUUUGUUUUGGCUGAACUCUCAAAUACUUAAUCAGCUGCCUGCCACUCUGAGAAGAGAAGUUACAGAAAUGUACAAUCCAGGCCAAUUUUAGAAGGAUUUGUAUGGAGUCGUAACAGCAUAACAGCGCUGCGUUACAUCUUCCUACCAAUUUUUAAUUACCGUAACUGGUUGAUUUUUGGUAAAGGUGCUUUUUCAUCAUCUAAUUUCCUAAUAUGCCAAACAAUCCUAUAAAUUCACAAAUUUGAAUUUUUGUGUUGUCACACUUCUUGACUCUGUUGUAUACAAAUACUAAAGUAGGGGCACAUCCAGAAAAUCCAGAGAGGGGUGGCCAAAACACUUCCCAGCUAUAUACAUACUAUUUAUUUACUGAGUUUAUUUUUAAAUAUUUUAAAUAUUUUAAACAUUUUCUAUUAUUUUUAAAAAAAUAAUAGAAAAUGUCGUAGGCAAAGGAGUGACCAAGGUCUUCUCUGCCAGCCCCUAAAUCCGCCCAUGUAAAGAAUUGAGUUUUUGUAGUUUGUGUUACAGAAUAAAUGACUUUAACAUUAGGUCUACGACUCACAAUAUUAAUUUUUUGUGUUAUUUCAUUGUUUUCUACAGCGGGUUUGUUGGUGCAUAAAAUGGGUCUCCCUGUGGAACUUGUUUGUGCUGUCAAUGAGAAUGAUAUUGUUCACCGUGCAGUCUCCACUGGAGUUUUCUCUAUGUCAGAAGUGGUCCAACAAACCUGGUCAACUGCUAUGGACAUUCAGGUAACGUUAUCAUUAUUUUGUCUUUGAGUCUAAGGGAGCCAGAGCCCUCGAGAGAGUUAACGGUUUGCGGCAAGGAUGGACAUAAAUUAAAACUUAAAAAAAAUUGGACCAACUUUUUCAAGCUUUAUUAUUGCUAUCCCAUGGGGGAUACUCUGGAUUUCAAGUGACAGGGGUGAUCGAAAGGGGGCAAAAAUCAAAACGCAAAAAAAUCCCAAGGGCUUCGAACAAAACCCAAAAAACCCCUAGACCAAAAUUUAACAAAAAAAAAUCCCAUGCUGAAUUUCCGAGCCAUAAAAAUUUCCAAAGAGCAUUAAAUGAAAUAACUAUCACGAAUCUUCAAAUUGUUUUGAAUACCCCAAAAUAAUCCUUACUAAAUCAAGCUGCCCCAAAAAAUACUUGCCAAUAUGUUAUGACCCAAAGAAAUCCCGAAACUGAAAAUUUCAAACCGAAAAAAGUCCUUCGAUCAUCCCUUUCACUUGAAAUUCGGAGUACCCCCACCCCCCCUCCCCCCAGGAAUGCUAUUCCUGCAAAAAUCACCCAAAAAUUAUUGUGGUAAGUGCUCCCUGAUGAAAUUUGUUUGAGAUCUCCUUUGUCACUCUUCUGGAACAUUUUCUGUAUAGUGAGUAGAGGCACCAAUGCAAAAGUUGUCCUAAAACAGCGAUAUCCUAUCUCGUGACAUCAGCCCAUUUAUAUAACUACUGCGGCGAAAGAAAUGACAACGUUAUAAGAACAAAACAUUUAAUGGGCAAAAGAACUCUGCACAGACAGUUGAAUCUCUCGACAACGGCUUCCUUGGGAACAGAAGAAAGUGUCCAUUGUAGAGAGGUUGAAACAAGAGUCAAUGUAUGGACUGUCCGCCAAAAAAAAUGGCCGUUGCGGAGAGUUGGCCGUUUGUCGAGAUUCGAGGGUACAUGUCACUUUUUUAUAAACCUGCACAACUUUAAGGUUCAGAUUCUUGAUGCGACGUUCUAUGCAGGAAGUGAACACACAACGGCGAGUUUUCCUUUUAGGUUUCUCUUUGAAAUUGAUCGCGGCGCCUUAUGUAUUUGCACUAUAAGAAAAUAUUACGUACAUUUGGAAAAUUGAUCGAGUUCAAAUAAUCGCGACGAGUUAACACGAAUUCACUUUACAGAUGAUGCUUUCACUGAAGCCGUCGACCUCUAUGCUUAAACCGCCAGCAAAAACAAUUUGGGUCUAAAAUUUUUGAAUUGAUAGCCAUUCUUAGUCUCUGUGUCGUUUUUUCAUAGGUUCCGUAUAAUUUUGAACGCCUGUUGCUCCUCUCCUCUGAUAUGAACUACGCUUUAGUCGACUCCCUGAUGCAAGAAUUUGAGCAGAAUAAUUCUUUGAAAAUGCCAGAAGACUUGAGAAAUAAGGUAAGAAUUUUUUUGUGCACCUCACAAGAGGUGUGCUGUUUUUUGUCUUCGGUUAGCCAGUGGUUUUAGAUACCAUAAAAUCUGAAUAUAAGCCCUGGAUUUAUGGCCAAAUUGUCUACUUUUUUGACUCUCUGAUACACCUCAUACACAGUGAAAAAUAUUUUAAAAACUAGAAUACCUUUUAGCCUUUAUUAACUUUUCACUUUGACAUAAUUAUUUAGCAUUAGACUCGCCUGCAAAUAGCUAAAAGCUCAUCCCUGCAAACUAGACUGUACACAAGAAAAUUUUGUUACAUGAAUACACAUUUUUAUACAAUGAAUGUGCAUUUUGCUACCACGUAUGAACGUAUCACACUUCAUAUUUUUUUUCAAUAUGUAAAGAGGAAAGCUACAAACAAAAAUUGUCGCAACGUGCAACGUGACUGUUACGCUUGAAAGAAAUACUCCAAACUUCAGCAGGGCACCUUUUCAAGAACGAUUGUUAUACAUUGUAGGCACUAUAUGUCUUCUCAUUGGCUGAGAGCCUACAGUUAAUUUUGGAAAUCAGCGCAACCUACGGGUUAGUUAGUUAACUGCUAGUAGAUUAGUGACUAAUCUGUAGGUUGCGCGCACAAUGCAUGAUUUCAAAGAGCAGUAUCAAAAUAAAAACAAUCCAAUAAUUGUUUAAAAAUACACGACCAGCUCGCUAUCAUAAACUACAGUAGUGGGUGAGUUAAGUUGAGCAAAGUGUUAGACGAGAUGACAGUUAGCCUGGGAGCAAGUUUCGAAGUUACGUGAGUGGAAGGUAACACGCGAGUGUGUCACGAAAGAUUAGGUCCUUCUCACGCCCUCGCGUGCCUCUCUUCGCUGGCCGCUAAAGAUGGACUCUUUGCGCCACGGGAUUGCAAUAGAUCGUUUUCACAUGACGUCACGACGGCCAUAUUUGUGUACAAAACAAUGGAUCGGCGGUCAUGUCUGAGCACAAAAAAAAAUUCCUCUAGGAAUUGAACUCUUUUCACAUGUUAAACCUUUCUUUUAUUCCAAGCAAUUUGCAAAGCUGCUGACCACGUGACUGAAAACGAUCAAUUGAAAGUGGACAGCUUACUUGGAGACUAGAUGACAGCAAGCAAGUUCACACAUCGGCGAAUUGACCGGUUUCCAAACCUUUCGCUUACUCUUCGUGGCGUGUUGUCACGAAAGCAUUCUCCCUGUAGUAUUGGCGAAUUGCUUUGAAGAAUUACUUAACCCUUUCACUGCCAAAUUUAGCCGAAAGCAAAUUUCGACCAAAUUUCCACAUUUCAUUUUGUGAAAUUUUGAAAAACAAAUAGCACCAUGUGUGAGUACAGGCAGAGAGCUUUCAUUUGAAUGGUCACAUCAUAGGAUUUUGUCUACAGAAUCAAAAGUUAGAGUCACCUUACAAAACACCAUCAAACACUCUGGCAGUGAAAGGGUUAAUCUUAAGUUACUUUCAAUAACUGACCGCAAAGAUCAAAUAGCAGCACCUAUCAGAUUUCCAAAUUCAUCUUCAACGUACCUCUUAGCCUGCUUUGCAGACGUUAUUCAACCUCGGUUCGUAACCACUGCGACGCAGCGCCGAGAUCCUUGUUCUGGUCCUCCAACGGACUCAAUGAAUUACCGGAAAUACGUUUCGAAUUUCCUUUAUCCUGAUUGGUAAAUCAACAAUGGCUUUUUUUAACAGGCCAAUCAUGGCGCGUACUCAAAUCCUGGUACACAGCUGGGGGGCCCAGAACACAGAUUUCGGCGCUGUUUCGAAGAGCGGCUUAACUAGAGUUUAGCCCGGGGGGUGGGACUCCGCGUAUGAAAGGGGUGGGGAUGCUCGUCGGAAAUUUUGAAUUAAACCCCUAAAGGAGACCGAUGUGGGCGUGGCCCAAGCUUUUUUUGACCCCAAAAGGAGACCAUGUUAAAACACAGACAAAUGAAAAAACUUGGAUUAUAUGAAUGGAGUAAAUAAAACGAAUUGAAAAUAUACAUAUCAAAUACAUAUUUUUAUAUUUUUUCGCGUGCAACCCUAAACGAGACCUUCACGGCUAAAUAUGAUGGCGUUUUGCCCAGAACACCUUAAAUGAGACCAAAAUCCGAAAUUUACACCCCUAAGCGAGACGACGAGCAUCCCGUCCCCUUUCAUAUGCGGAGUCCCCCCCCCUGGAGUUAGUUUCGUCUAAGCGCAGGCUACGUAAUUCUCACCUCAUAAAGAUUUCCGACGAAAAUUAACGAUGGAAAAAAAUAAUAACCUGACAAAAGUUAUAGCAUGUUCUACUUUUGGUACUUCCAUGUAAAUAAACAGAAAACAAGUUACACUUUGCACUCGGCAUAAAUCUAUUCAACAAACAAAACACUUAUUUUUUGUCGCGCUUUUCUCGUUCGCCUGCGCAAGGCACUUUGGGUUGCCAGGUUGUUACAACUCGUAGCUACAUGGGCAUGAUCUUCAACGAAAAUCUUUUUUAAAAUCAUCAGAGCUUUUUCAUUAAGUUCUUUGGCUUGAUUAUAUUUUCCUAGUCUGCUGUACCUUGUUGCCAAGUUGCUGUAACUUGUUGCCACAUCAGCAUGAUCUUCACCAAAAAUCGAUUUGCGAAUCAUCAGUGCUUUUUCGCAAAGUUCUUUGGCUUGAUUGUAUUCUCCCAGGCUUUUCUACACUGUUGCCAAGUUGUUAUAAAUCGUUGCUACAACGGUAUGAUCUUCACUAAAAAUCUUUGCGUAAAUCAUCAGUACCCUUUCGUAAAGUUCUUUGGCUUGAUUGUAUUCUCCCAGACUGUCGUACACUGUUGCCAAGUUGUUAUAAGUCGUUGCUACAACGGCAUUAUCUUCGCUGAAAAUCUUUCUGUAAAUCACCAGUGCUUUUUGGUGAAGUUCUUUGGCUUGAUUGUAUUCUCCCAGGCUGUCGUGGACUGAUGCCAAGUUGUUAUAACUUGUUGCUGUAUCGGCAUGAUCUUCACCGAAAAUCUUUCUGCGAAUCAUCAGUACUUUUUCAUGAAGUUGUUUGGCUUGAUUGUAUUCUCCCAAGCUUUCGUACACUUUUGCCAGGUUGUUAUAACUUGUUCCUACAUAGGCAUGAUCAUCUCCGAAAAUCUUUGUGCAAAUCAUCAGUGCUUUUUCGUGAAGUUCUUUGGCUUGAUUGUAUUCUCCCAGGCUUUUCUACACUGUUGCCAAGUUGUCAUUAGUCGUUGCUAGAACGGUAUCAUCUUCACUUAAAAUCUUUGAGUAAAUCAUCAGUGCCCUUUCGUAAAGUUCUUUGGCUUGAUUGUAUUCUCCCUGGCUGGCGUGCACUGAUGCCAAGUUUUCAUAACUUGUUGCUGUAUCGGCAUGAUCUUCACCGAAAAUCUUUCUGCGAAUCAUCAGUGCCCUUUCGUAAAGUUCUUUGGCUUGAUUGUAUUCUCUCAGGCUGGCGUGCACUGAUGCCAAGUUUUCAUAACUUGUUCCUGUAUCGGCAUGAUCUUCACCGAAAAUCUUUCUGCGAAUCGUCAGUGCUUUUUCAUAAAGUUCUUUGGCUUUAUUAUAUUCUCUUAGCCUGUUGUACACUGUUGCCAAGUUGCUGUAACUUGUUGCUACAUCGGCAUGAUCUUCACCAAAAAUCGAUUUGCGAAUCAUCAGUGUUUUUUCGCAAAGUUCUUUGGCUUGAUUGUAUUCUCCCAGGUUGUUGUGGACUGAUGCCAAGUUGUUAUAACUUGUUGCUGUAUUGGCAUGAUCUUCACCGAAAAUCUUUCUGCGAAUCAUCAGUGCUUUUUCAUGAAGUUGUUUGGCUUGAUCGUAUUCUCCCAGGCUGUCGUACACUGUUGCUAAGUUGUUAUAAGUCGUUGCUACAACAGCAUGAUCUUCGCUGAAAAUCUUUCUGUAAAUCAUCAGUGCUUUUUCGUGAAGUUCUUUGGCUUGAUUGUAUUCUCCCAGGCUUUUGUACACUGUUGCCAAGUUGUUGUAAGUCGUUGCUAAAACGGCAUGAUCUUCGCUGAAAGUCUUUCUGUAAAUCACCAGUGCUUUUUGGUGAAGUUCUUUGGCUUGAUUAUAUUCUCCCAGCCUGUUAUACACCAAUGCCAAGCUGUUAUAACUUGAAGCUACAUAGGCAUUAUCUUCACCGAAAAUCUUUUUGAAAAUCAUCAGUGCUUUUUCAUGAAGUUCUUUGGCUAGAUUAUAUUCUCCUAGCCUGUUGUACACUGUUGCCAAGUUGCUGUAACUUGUGGCUACAUCGGCGUGAUCUUCACCAAAAAUCGAUUUUUGAAUCAUCAAUGCUUUUUCGCAAAGUUCUUUGGCUUGAUUGUAUUCUCCCAGGUUGUCGUAGACUGAGGCCAAGUUGUUAUAACUUGUUGCUGUAUUGGCAUGAUCUUCACCGAAAAUCUUUCUGCGAAUCAUCAGUGCUUUUUCGUGAAGUUGUUUGGCUUGAUUGUAUUCUCCCAGGCUGUCGUACACUGUUGCCAGGUUGUCAUAACUUGUUGCUACGGAGGCAUGAUUAUCUCCGAAAUUCUUUGAGUAAAUCGUCAGUGCUUUUUUGUGAAGUUCUUUGGCUUGAUUGUAUUCUCCUAGCCUGUUGUACACUGUUGCCAAGUUGUUAUAACUCGUUGCAACACUGGGAUGAUCUUCACCGAAAAUCUUUCGGCGAAUCAUCAGUGCUUUUUUGUAAAGUUCUUUGGCUUGAUGGUAUUCUCCCAGGCUGUCGUGCACUGAUGCCAAGUUGUUAUAACUUGUUGCCAUAUCGGCAUGAUCUUCACCAAAAAUCUUUGAGUAAAUCAGCAGUGCUUUUUUGUAAAGUUCUUUGGCUUGAUUGUAUUCUCCCAGGCUGUCGUGCACUGAUGCCAAGUUGUUAUAACUUGCUGCCAUAUCGACAUGAUCUUCACCAAAAAUCGAUUUGCGAAUCAUCAGUGCUUUUUCGAAAAGUUCUUUGGCUUGAUUGUAUUCUCCCAGGCUGUCGUGCACUGAUGCCAAGUUGUUAUAACUUGUUGCCAUAUCGGCAUGAACUUCACCGAAAAUCUUUCUUCGAAUCGUCAGUGCUUUUUCAUGAAAUUCUUUGGCUUGAUUAUAUUCUCCCAGCCUGUUGUAAACAUUUGCCAAGUUGCUGUAACUUGUUGCUACAUUGGCAUGAUCUUCACCAAAAAUCUUUGAGUAAAUCAUCAGUGCUUUUUCGCAAAGUUCUUUGGCUUGAUUGUAUUCUCCCAGGCUGUCGUACACUGUUGCCAAGUUGAUAUAAGUCGUUGCUACAACGGCAUUAUCUUCGCUGAAAAUCUUUCUGUAAAUCAUCAGUGCUUUUUGGUGAAGUUCUUUGGCUUGAUUGUAUUCUCCCAGGCUGUCGUACACUGUUGCCAGGUUGUCAUAACUUUUUGCUACGGAGGCAUGAUUAUCUCCGAAAUUCUUUGAGUAAAUCAUCAGUGCUUUUUCGUGAAGUUCUUUGGCUUGAUUGUAUUCUCCCAGGCUUUGAUACAUUGUUGCCAAGUUGUUAUAACUCGUUGCAACACUGGCAUGAUCCUCACCGAAAAUCUUUCUGCGAAUCAUCAGUGCUUUUUUGUGAAGUUCUUUGGCUCGAUUGUAUUCUCCCAGUUUGUUGUGCACUAAUGCCAAGUUGUCAUAACUUGUUGCUACAGCGGAAUGAACUUCACCGAAAAUCUUUGUGGAAAUUAUCAGUGCUUUUUCGUUAAGUUCUUUGGCUUGAUUGUGUUCUCCCAGUCUCUCGUGCACAAGUGCCAAGCCUGUAUAACUUGUUACGACAGUGGCGUGAUCUUCACCGAAAACCUUUUUGAGAAUCAUCAGUCCUUUUUCGUGAAGUUCUUUGGCUUGAUUAUAUUCUCCCAGGCUGUUAUACACCAAUGCCAAGCUGUCAUAACUUGAAGCUACAUCGGCAUUAUCUUCACCGAAAAUCUUUUUGAAAAUCAUCAGUGCUUUUUCAUGAAGUUCUUUGGCUAGAUUAUAUUCUCCUAGUCUGCUGUACACUGUUGCCAAGUUGCUGUAACUUGUUGCUACAUCGGCGUGAUCUUCACCAAAAAUCGAUUUUUGAAUCGUCAGUGCUUUUUGGCAAAGUUCUUUGGCUUGAUUGUAUUCUCCCAGGCUGUUUUUGACUGAUGCCAAGUUGUUAUAACUUGUUGCCGUAUCGGCGUGAUCUUCACCGAAAAUCUUUCUGCGAAUCAUCAGUGCUUUUUCUUGAAGUUGUUUGGCUUGAUUGUAUUCUCCCAGGCGUUCGUACACUGUACCACCUAUGGCGAAAAUCCUCGCCUUAAUGGACGCACCUGAAAUAGUUUCUUUUAUGUUCUCCAGUAGGUUGCAUGCUAAAUCGACCACAGUUUUUGCAAAGAAAAAGUAAGAAUUUUGUUCACAGACACUUGCGAGAGUACCCAGCCAAUCAGUUACUAUAUCCAAUUCUACGAAGGGCGUGAACCUUUCGAUAAAAGUGCGUUGAUCCGAACUACACCCUGAGGUCAUGUGAUUAAUUAAAGAUUCGCAGUGGGGCCUCAGUUUUUGACGAAAUGCAUAGUUCUCUUCAUUUUCUUCCAGUUGGGACUUGAAAAUCUUUACGGCUUCUGCCAUAUUGUGGUCCCUGUCCCAUGAUUUUAGGUUAAACAUUUCGCCUCGUUUCAAAGCUUCAUAAACAAUUUUAUGCAAGCGCAGGUACGUACAUUGCUUAUUCUCUUUCUCGGAAUGAACAAGAAGUAGAGAAGACCUUACAAUCUUUGCCUUUAUUAACGCCUCUGGCUGGUCCUUUACCUGGACUCUGACGAACUUCGAAACAGUUUCGAGUGGGAGAUCGUCGUGAGCGCAGAGCGAGAGAAAAGAGUAUGUCUGCCAAAGGACCUCGUCAGCGUCAACAGCUCUCUGGACAGCCAUUUCUACAGCGGCCAUUGUUGUUUUAGCAUAGGCUGAACUCUCAUUUGCAAGGACAGUUUCAGUCAUAUUUCGUUGGCCGUAUGUUGAUAUGUCUUGGAGGUAUGCUCCCCAAUUAUAAUUUGAAGACCCACUGUUCACAACAGUUUGCAUGUAAUAGGCAGCAGCAGCCAAGGCCAGUGGCUGAAAAUCAAGAAGUUCAGCGACGUUCUCAGCUUGCUCUUGCUCUGGUAUUUGCGAUACUGUUUCCAGCAAUUCAAUUGCCUCGUCCCUCCUCAUCCCUUUACUUAACGAUUCGUGAUAAGUGUGAGGAGCGUUUUGUGGAAUUGUAGCGCUGUCUUGAGUGGUAAUCAAUACUUGACCAUGGCCCCAUUCCUUACUGCCACUUUCAGGCAGUAAGCCGCGAACUAAGCGUAAGUCAAUCACAUUGUCUGCUAUUAACAACCAUUUUGUAAAAUUGUAAGCCUUUGGGAAAAUUAAGCACUUAAGUUGUUGAAUUGCUUCAAUGGGCUUCUCUCUUUUCAAAGACUCUAAGCUUGUUAAGGCGUAUUCUGUGAUUCCUAGUUGUCUUCCAAGGGUGAUGUAAGAAUUCGCAAGUGUCUCGACGCUUUCUGUGUUUAAUGUCGCCACAAAGAUUAGAUCUUCAUCGUCGUCCCUUCGUUCAGAAAAGAACUGUUGUCCGAUCUCCCUGGCAAGUUGACUCUUACCACAUCCUGGAUUUCCUGACAAAUACACUGUACUAACUGCUCCGUUGGCACCGCUGUAAAGUUCCUCCAUUUUGUUUGUGAUUCUUGCCAUGUCAUGCGAACGCCUGAUGAUAUCGUGUGGUGGGCGCGAUGUAAGAAUGCGAAACGGCUGAAGUUUCGAACUUAUUUCUUGGGUGAGAGCCUUGUUUUCUUCUUUUGCGGAACUCAGAUCAGCUUCUGUACUCUGAAGUCUGCUUUCCUUUAGCUGUAAGUUAGAUUUUGUCUGAUCUAACUCAGCUUGGAGAUCACGAGCUUGCUUCUUAAUCUUCUCCAGUUCCUCCGUUGGAAAGGUCGUCUGCUUCUUGAUCUCCUGGAUCUCGGUUAUAACAAGACCGAGGGAUGUAAAAGCGUUCAACACCCUAUCUACAGAACUUUGGUAGUCGGCUUCUACCACGUUAGCCUUAGUGAUAUGAGCGAUCUCGUUUCGCACCUGACGAAUAUCAUCGACAUCAUUAUAGACAGCUGGACUUAAGGUGGUACCAAUGCUGUCUGAGUACAGGAUAGCAAAAAACAAACAGGUGCAGUCCCACUCUGCCGUGUCACCAUUCUGGAUUGUGGCUAGGCAACGGCCAUUCUUCUUGUGACUUGCUUUAGAUUCGUUGUUAUAGAAAUCACGACCAUUCUGUGGCGUGUCUUUCCAUUCUCCAAGUAGAGUUGUCUUGUAACGAAAAUCCCAUUCGUUUUUGAAAAUUUGCCGCAAUCCUACUGGGACCAGAUUAAAUGCGACGUAGCAGAGCCUGAAGUAAUUAAGCUGCUCCUGCGAAUAUUCCAUCACCAACCUAUAAUCCCGAAAGAGAUACUCCUUUUAAGCUUCUUUUAAAUAGACCUUGUCACGGUUUUCGAUGCCAUCUUGACGGGUGGGCAAACGCGUGAGAAAUUACAGUGUUUGUAUGAGAAUCUAAGGUCGAAUAAUUUCCGCAUAACGGCUUUUCUGAAAAAAAUAUAAAUUGUAAACUAAAGCUACAAAGCAAAGGAUUUUACUAAAAAAAAUUUGGGGGCGUAUCUGUGCUUAAAGUUCUCCCGAAGCUUUCUUUAGAUUUUCCAUAUAUUUGUCUGUAAUUUUUCCCGGGACUUUUUUUACAGACAAAUGUACAGAAAGUUUAAAAAAGUGGCUCUAGGUCUUCUAGCGCAUGAAACGCCCGAACUUUUUUCAGUAGAAUCCUUAGGAGUGAAGCUUUAGUUUACAGUUCAUAUUUUUUUCAGAACAGCCGUUAUACGGAAAUUAUUCCACAUUAGAUUCUCAUACAAACACUGUAAUUUCUCACGUGUUUGCCUACUCGUCAAGAUGGCGUCAAGAACCGUGACAAGAUCUAUUGCAAAAAAUUGUCCUUUUUGGACAAAUAAAACUUAUCAACGUAUUACAUUCACCAUUUUCACAUUACCCAUAAUACACCUUGUUUACCCCCUAUAAAUUUUGCAGAAGAAUUGUCUCACAAUUUCCUUGGGAUGAUUGUAAUGCGCAGGAGAAACUGGAAACAAUGGUUGUGCAAAAUUUUGUUUGGGGAGGGGUGCGUACCAUUUACACAAACCACCCUGGUGGGCUGGGUAUACUAUGGGCAAUGUGAAAAUGGCGAACUGAAAUCUCGAGAAUCGGCGCAGAUGGACACAGGAACCCCACAUAAGUUGAAAGAUUAUUUUGAAAAUGAUAAUGACUACUUUAUAAACGCUUUCUAUAAGAGAUGGCAGACAAGUAGGUAGUUUUUUCACGCCACUCGGGUAGGCAUACUAAGACUUCACACAAACAACUCCACGACAGCGGGUAACAUAAUGCUCUUGCGCUCUGCUUCCAAUGCCUCGGAAAACAUGGCGGCUUCGGGCUGGCUCGCUUCAUGUGAUACUGGGACAAAAGUCACCUUGGGAAAGAGAGCUAUCCGGCUCAUAAUCUGUGUAGUAGGAAUGCUAUUUGUUGUCUCCCUUUUUAAAACCAGCGAAUAGAGACCAAAAAUCUUGUAUGUAAAUUAAUGUCGUGCAAUAAUAACAAGUUUGAGUGUUAUAAGAAUAAAAAGCACAAGGGGAUACAACCCUCCACACGACGUGCGGUCUUCUCGAUGCAAACCCUUGCUUAAGAGAUAUUCGAGAUUCUCGUCUCCAGGGUUCUUAUUUAUUACCAGCUUUUCUGGACACAGGCCUGCCCAGAGGGAAUAUGCACGAACGGGACUCAGGUCCUAUGCGAGGUGCCAUCCCUACCCAAUCCCACAACCCGUAAAGGUUGGCCACACCUCCGGGGUCUACGACGCCUACUCUUUUCGAAUAGUGAUGUGGGGUCUUUUACGUCCCACAAGAACAAAUCAGUGAAAGUGCUGUGAGACGGGACUUCCGGUUUUUCUUCCUUAUCCGAGAAGAUUAGAAAGUCUAACCAUUUGCAGAUGUCAUUACAAAGGCAGCAAUUUCUUCUCAGUUAUUUAAAGACCCUGAGUGUUAGUCCGGUCGGGAUUUGAACCCUCGACCUCCUGCUCGGCAGACCGGCCCUCUCCCAACUGAGCUAACCAGGCGGCUUCUCUGUGCGCGGACAAAAAGACGAAGGAUCUGGGUUCUAGAGUGGGAACCACUUUACGGCUUUUUAAGAAAGUUUCUUUUAGGUCAAAUUUACAAAGAGAAAUUUAGUUGUUGGUGUCUGUUAGAGUUUAAAAGUUUAUUUUCUUAAGCUAAAAGCAGGUAAAAUCUUAUCAUCAUAGAAAUUUUGGCUUGAGUGGCGUACGAUGGCCAGGUUGCAUAAAGCCUUCUUAAGAUAAGAGGGCUCUUAACUUUUGUUCUGAAACAAUAACCUAUUGUUUUGAAAUAAUAGUGACGAGUUCCCUUAAUCUUAAGAUUUUUUAUGCAACCCGACCCAGGCCAACAAAACGCGAGAUAAGUUUUAAUGACAAGGAUUGGGACUUUUCCCUUAAAUUGACGUCACAGAGAGUGACGAUAUCGCGGCAAUAUAGCAUCGACAACGGACUCUUUAAACGGGGACGGGGGUAUUGUAUUUUGUGGCUUUGUGCAACGGCAAACACUCAUUCAGGCAAAGAUUUUUAAUUUCAAACGUUUAUUCAGUGCCGUUUAAAUACUUUUUAUCCUCGAUAUUCUUAUUUUCGUCUUAUUCCGAAUGCACAAUUUCUCAACAGAGCGACGCGCCGCGUUCGGUGAUAAGGUGAAGCCCCCAUGGAUGAACAUUAGAAUUGUGAAGGCAAGUUGAAAAUGCCUGUUAUGUAAGGUCGAAAAUGAAAUUUUGAGGACGCAAGCACACGCGUGUUCCCCUAGCGCGGUUCGUAAAGACUGACCAGAUAAACUAACUGGCGCCCACCGCUUAGGUUACGAUUGUCUAGAUUUUGGACGGUAAAUGCUCCACUGCGUACAACGUAUUUCAAUGGGAUGGCUACGAUCGCCAUUCCACAUAUUUUUAGCCAAGAAGCAACCAUUUCACAGAGACAAUUAUGUGUUACAUGCAGAAGCACAAGCAAGUGAGCUAACAAAUGUUAUUUGCUUUUCUGUACCCAUCAGUUAUUGUUUAGCUUUUUAGUUGAAAGAUACUCUUUUCACUGCCGCAUAUAUAGCUGAAAUAUAAAUGGCCAAGAUAGGUAAUUACAAUUGCAUUCAAUCGCACACAGAAACAUGCACACUGUCAUUACGAUCGAGGGGAUUUUACUAGAAUCCUCCUAUACAAAACCCUUAUUGAGCAAACCUACGACAAAAAAAAAUUAAUUCACCUGUUUCGUUAGACGCAAACGCACUUACCUUGUCUAAAUGAAUCCGCAAAAAGUCGAUUUGAUAAAACCAGAGGUAGCAUAAAGGAAGAGAACUGCUCGAAGCUAGUCAAAACGAAGUGAUCAUCACAUGACUGAUGUGUCAUGACGUAAUGUCCUUUAAAUAGUGACGCUAUCUUUUAUGCACCGUAAGUCCUCGAAAAGCCCCCGGGUUUUAUUUAUUUCAAAUACAUUUGAAGGGGGGGGGGGAGGGGCUUAAUAGAGACAGGGGGAUUAUCAGAGAGGGGGCCUUAUUUAAUUUAGCAGAGACUAUGGUAUCAGUUCUCCAUAAAGAAAUAGAAUACAAAGUGGAAAAGCUCAAGUACAAGAAGGUUGGAGGUCAUGCAGCCGAGGAUAAAAAAACAAAUCUUAACUUUCAGUUGGUGAAUAAACCAUCCCAGAUCAGUCCACACUAAGUUUUACAGUCGUGAUUAAUAAAUAAAUCUAUCAUUUAUUAGUGAAGAAUAAUAAGGGGAAGGGGAAGGCGGGGGAGGGAACUUAUUAACUUUCUUCUCCUGGGACAGGCUCCUGGUGUUCAGGGUAGUCACGAUAUCCGCGCGGGUCACUAUAAAGACUAGACACGAAGCCGGAAACGAGGCGUAAAUAUUCAUGCGGACAUCCAGGGUAUUUAGUGAAAGAACUUAAAAGUGAGUUUUUUUUUUUAAGAAAUUUAUCUUCACUCUUUGCCCUCCGAGCAACUGAAACCUUUUCUUUAUUCUUGUAGAUGUCGAAAGUUAUUUCCUCGGCUUCUGUGUCAUGUGACCAAACACUGCAAACCAUGAAGGAAUGUUGGGAUGAGAACCAGUACCUGCUCUGCCCGCACACAGCUGUUGCUGUUGCAGUGGCCUGGGACCAAAGGUAAAAGAAACUUGGGACUUUCUCAAUAUCUGCAAACGCAUUUUUACGGUAAAUUAUUGACUCUAGAGUGGUGGUCACCUUAUAGAGAACUACCUAUCGUCAGCGUCUGUUUCAUGUCGUCGGUGGGCCACUCAACAGAUUAAGGGGGCUAGCUUCAAGGGAAACUGUGGCGUUGAUUCGGUUGUGGGGGUGAUUGACAAAACUUUGGUUAAACUGAGUCGAUAAAAGGUAGUUUUAGUAAAGGCAACGUAACGUCAAAUGAGAAAGCAAAAGCGCGGCCAAAUAACUUAAUUUCAGGUUACUGCUCUGCCACAGCUCUUCUCGAAGUUGCCUCAAGCCUUUGUUUUAAAUAGAGGGUGAGUGCAAAGUCUCAUUUUCACAAGAAAGGCUUUACACAGGGCCUCGUUUUGAAACCGAGGGUUUUGGAACUCGGAAAUAAACUUUUGGUCAAACCGGUUUUUAGAUCUGUGCGCGCAGUCGUCACUGAUGUCGCGCUCGUCGCGCUGUCUUUGCAAAAUCUUCCGAAAGUCAUUUUUCCAGCAUUGCUGACGUUUCGAAUUUCAGCCUUUCAUUAGGCGCAGUUUCCCUCGAAACGGGACUUUAUUGAAGCGUACAUUGGGCUUCUUGUAAUGAGCUACAGUCGCUUGCAGAGACAUGACAAUGGCGUCACCGUUACGGUUAAAAUUAUGAUGAAUAAACUUCGCAUUACGAAAUCUGAAUUCUCUGUUUUGUUGAGUACAUCACGCAAUUAGAACGUAACGAGAUUGCAUCUGAAUGGAUAACGGGCAACAGGUUCUAUUAGGUACUGCACUGAACAAAUAGAAACAAUCAAAAGAAUCGUAAUUUCCAUAUUAAGAGGUAUAACAGUUGGUUAGUUACUUGUUUGUCUUCUUUUUCGGCUGUUUUUCGCUUGGUGUGAAUCAACUUAACGACCUUUGCGCUUUUUUUAGCCUGCCGUCGUCAUUCAGCGGUACUUGGCGCAGGCGCGUUAAAUUCCCAUCCCGCGGGUUGUGGCCAAAUAACAAAUAACGCUUUGUUUUAUUCUCAGGCAUCUCUCUGAGCUCAAGACACCCACCGUUUGCAUGGCAACGGCCAGUCCUGCCAAGUUCCCUGAGGCAGUGAAGGCUGCCGGUAUAGAAAUGCCAAUGAGUCCUCAGCUGGCUCAGUUGCUUACCAGGUCCACCCGGUGUAAAGAAAUGAAAGCAGGGGAGGACUGGGACCAGAUGUUGAGGGCCACAAUCGAUGAGAUUUCCAAGAAACGUUCCAAACCUUUAAAAUUUUCUUCUGCAUAA
Molecule: messenger RNA, 21884 nt
Organism: Porites evermanni
Lineage: Eukaryota; Metazoa; Cnidaria; Anthozoa; Scleractinia; Poritidae
Source: the annotation of a GenBank genome assembly